ACAGUCUAUUCUUACUCUGUAUCGGCAUUCAAUUUGGGGUUUAAAACCAGUUUAGUCCCCGUGAAAGGAGCUUUUCUGUCAUUGCAGAAUGCAGACAAUGUUAAAGUAGCAGCGUGUGAGACGUGUGAGGAAUAUUCCGAAUUUUAUUGCAGAUCGAAAAGUAUCGAAGCUUAACUUGCCCAAAAAUAUUAUCUGCACACAUCGUAAUCUGAUUAUCAAGGUAUACGAAAUUCUUUCCAAAUGAUGUUAAGGUUGCCGCGUGUGGCAUAAUCGCAGAGAGGGCUCGUGCAGUUGCGGAGGCAUAAGAAUACUGUGAUGGAACCAAACCCUCUGAGUAUUAUCCUCGUCAAAAGCGACAGUAAGGGCGAUCGCUUACUGUUCCGUUAUCCAUACGCUGCAGACGCUCGCAAUGAAGCGGGGCACCAGAGCCGACGCCGAAACCCGUAUGCCUUGACAAUAACUGAGGACCUGCUGCAGACACCUCCUCCGCAGACUUCGAACAUCUGCAAGGGUCACCUCACUGGCUUCUCGGAUGAGGUUCUCUCUACGUUGUUUGCGGUGAAGCCAGAACUGUGUGAACGCAAGUUUGAGCUGAAGGUGAAUGAUGUGCGUUUCGUGGGGCACCCUACCCUGCUCAGCGAUUCGAUCAUCCUGACCAACAUCGUGUUUGCACUCCAUGCCACGGCCAGCCACUCCAUCGUCAAAUGCUACUACGACCUCAGCAAGCGACUUGGCGUCGCACUUCGGCAUGAAGAGCGGCGCUGCGGCUACCUCAGCCAGGAGACGAAGACCAUGGUCAUGGCUCAUGAUGAAGUGUCAGCCAGGCCAGAGGGGGAGAAGGCAGAUGACGCAGACACUCCGUUUGACCUGAUUUUGCAGCGUAGCACUCUGGCACGCAACUUGAAGUCUGUGUAUGACGACCUGAUCUCAACGGGGCUUGUGCACGUACGUGUCAACAGGUGGAUCGAAGUGAGUUUCUGCCUACCACAGAAAGUGCACCAAUUCUACAAGAAGGACUUCAUCAUUGAACCUGAGUCUAUACACAGGUGUCUCCAGUCACUGCGUCCAUACCACGGACUGCUGCUGCUGGUGGAGUCGAACGAGCUGUUGGAUCACAUGCACCCUGAUGCCUCACCUGCUCUGGUGCGCCUCAUUCGCAUGUAUAGCCCCCUCAAGAGCUUGCAGACGUUGGCUGCAGAUGCUGACCUGACAUUGUCCCAGAUGUUCCAGUUGGCUGGCCACCUCUUGUACUGGGCUAAGGCAACUGUGAUCUAUCCUUUAUGUGAGAGCAAUGUGUAUGUCAUUGCCCCAGAUGCGCCAACACAUGUAAAUUCUCCCCUCACGGAACGAUUCUCAGAGCACUUUCCAGGCAUGAACCUUUUGCAGGUGAUGAGUGACUUCUCGCUGCCAACUUCCAUCAGCCAGAAGAUGAACCCUCUGAACCACCCGCAGCAUCAGAAGCAGCUUGUGCAGAUGAUAGUGUGGAUGCUGCAACAUCGAUUGUUACUGCAGCUGCACACUUAUGUGUACUUCAUGCCGACUGCCAGCGGGCCCAGUCUGCCUCAGGAUGGGCUAGGCCGACAGCACAGUCACAGCCUGCAUCACAGCUCCACGCGAGAUGGGAGCUAUCAGAGCACGCCAGAUGAACAGUUGAGCAUCAGUGUAGGUGGGCUGAUGGGUGGACGGGCACCCAGUGAAAGCGACCUGAGUUCCAAUAUCAGCGACGAUGUUCUAGUCACACCUGGCAACAAAUUGAAUGGCUUGCCCAUUCAGACGAGCGGUUCGCUGGUUUCCACCGACAAUGAGGUGAGUUUUGUGAAUGUUCUGGAGGAGGAAAAGUCGAGUCUGGUCCGCGAGGAACUGCUAGCUGACUUCAGUGAUGAGGAGCGCACUGCUAUACUCAAGAUACCUGCUGCGGCUAAUCCAGAAGACCUGCUUCUCUUGGCACAGCUCUGUCGCAUGGGGUAUCUGAGGGGUUGCCAUCAUUUGGAGGAGAUAAUGUACUUGGAAAAUAUCAGACGUUCCCAGCUUCUUCAGUUGUUGGACAAGUUCCGUGAUGUUCUGGUCACUUGUGAGACUGAGGAUCCUGCUAUUGCACUGUUCUACUCUCAUUCCUACACCUGAGGGAGCGUACAAGCACCAAGGACAUUCACCCAUUCCAUAGGUUGAUAACGAGAACUUUUAGGUAUAAAUAUGGUUGUCCUGGAAUGUUGGAUUAAUAUGUAUUGAAAUGGUACAGAUGCAUUUAUCAAGUUAUUUGUUACAGAUACAAAGUUGAUUAGAGUUGUUUUACAAAAUGCAAAUAAUUUCAGUGAGUCAAUUUAACUGUAUAAAAAUAAAAGUAAAAGUAAAACUGUC
Messenger RNA from Zootermopsis nevadensis, 2358 nucleotides. RefSeq names its product GATOR complex protein Nprl3 (gene Nprl3). The record is from RefSeq and is a predicted model, not a curated record. Lineage: Eukaryota; Metazoa; Arthropoda; Insecta; Blattodea; Termopsidae. Gene Ontology annotation, biological process: negative regulation of TORC1 signaling; TORC1 signaling; positive regulation of autophagy. Gene Ontology annotation, cellular component: GATOR1 complex.